AUGGUAGGUUACUGUCCAAUCUGUGGGAAGCCUGUCUAUUUUGGUGAGAAGAAGAGGUCUUUAGGAAGAGAUUAUCAUCCACUGUGUCUGAAAUGUGAAAAAUGUAAAAGGCAGCUCACAGCUGGACAACAUGCUGAGUAUGAUGAGAAACCAUAUUGUUCAUACUGCUACAUGAGGAUGUUUGGUCCAAGAGGUAGUUUCUAA
Molecule: messenger RNA, 204 nt
Organism: Nerophis lumbriciformis (worm pipefish)
Lineage: Eukaryota; Metazoa; Chordata; Actinopteri; Syngnathiformes; Syngnathidae
Source: RefSeq, a predicted model, not a curated record